UAUUUUCAGGUAUGACACUUUGGUGACGUCAUGCGCAUAUAUAUAAUGCGCUUCAUGAGCAGAUGUUCAUAACAGAAAAAUAUUGAUAGAUAGACAUCCAAAGCAGCUUUUCCAGUGUCAGUGCUCUCUUCCUGAUACGAAGUAAAGACUAUAAGAUAUUUUGAGUCAUUCCUUAUCAUGGGUGUGCAUGGACUAUGGGAGAUCCUAUCCCCGGCCAGUGAGGUCAGUGUCCCACUGACCACUCUCAGGGGGCAGACGGUAGCGGUGGACCUGAGUGCAUGGAUAAUGCAGUCCACAGGGGUGGCAGCCCCUCCUGGAAAACACUACUUGAUGAUCAGGUCCCUGUUCUAUAGAACGACCAGCCUGCUGGGUAUGGGAGUGAAACUGGUGUUUGUCCUGGAUGGGAGGGCUCCAGAUAUCAAGGAGGCAGCCCUGUUGGACAGGCAGGAGGCGCAGACUGGGUCCACAGCCUCUGUCAACCUGGACAGGCCAGGCCUUAAAGUGGCAAACUCUCAGUGUGUUGAGAUGCUUCAAUGCCUGGGAGUUCCCUGUAUACAGAGUCCAGGGGAGGCAGAAGCCAUGUGUGCCUACCUCAACAAGGCUGGGCUGGUAGAUGGUUGCUUCACAGAGGAUGGUGACUUUUUCUUGUAUGGGGGUAAAACCCUGUACAAAAAUAUACAGAAAAAUGGGAAGGCCGACAAGUAUACAGAUGUUUCCAUAGCUAAUAAGCUGGGGCUGGGUCAGAACGACCUUCUGGCCCUUGGCCUCCUGCUCGGCUGUGACUAUGACAAGGAGGGGGUCAGGGGCGUGGGAACUAAGAAGGGGCUGGAUUUGGUGAAGCACUUCAAGGACAAAGGGCUAGAUGCCCUAGACAGGUUGAAAGGCUGGGCAGCGAACAAGACACUUGAUGAGCUUGAACAGAGACUAGCAACCCCUGUGAAAGCCAACUCCCACUGCACAUUGUGUUCCCACCUGGGCAAAUCCACGUCUCACACGAGACUGGGUUGCACCGUCUGCGAGACAGAUACCGGGUGUCAGCCAGGCUCCAAGCUGUGUCCAUGUCACGCAUGCUUGAACAAGCUUAUCGAACAUGAAAAUAAGUUGGAGCUAACGAUAAGGAGAAAGGCACUGGAUAUGAAACCAGCUUUCCCGAACAUAGAAAUUGUUCAAGAGUUUACAAUGGGGACCCGCACAUGCAUGGUAACAUCAAGUGCCUUGGAACUUUCCAACAUACACUUUGAAAACCUGAUAAAAUGCCUUAAUUCCACCUUGAGAUGGGACAGAGCUGAAGCCCUUGAAAAUAUUGUCCCAUUUUUAAUUCAAUAUGAAAUGCACAGGAAUGGCAAUGAAGGGAAGAUGUUUUCACCAACCAGAAUUGUUCGGAAGUGCAAAGUUAAUCAUACAAGCUGCCUUGAAGUCGAGUGGGACAAAACUGAUGUGAACACCUGGGCAGGUGAAAGUCAUGCCACUGGGGUAAAGGUGAAGGUCACCAGAGAAUUGCUGACUUUGCGAUAUCCUGCACUCGUUGAAAAAUAUGAGGAAGAUCAAGUAAAGAGGCCUCCAAAAGGGAGCCGUAAGGGGAAGAUUACAGCGGAGAUACCUGGCCAAACAACCUUGCAUCAAUUUUUUGCAAUCAAGAAGAAGAAACUUGAUUUUUCCAGCUAAGAUCGACUAGCUGUGGUCAACUGGGACUGAUUAUGUGGCUAGUGUAUGGUUGGCUAAUUAGCACGAAACAAUUUACAACUAUGCUGGGCUUCAGCUUUUGUAGACAAUCAACAAAAAAUGUGGCUAGUGUAUGCUUUGCCAAUUACUGCAAUUAGUAUCGAUAAUUUAAGAUUGUGCUAGGUUUCAGCUAUUGUAGAAGAUCAAAUUAUAACACACAGACGGUCUAAGAGUUUACUUUUAUUUUGCCACAAAUGUUUAAUUUUAUGUUUGUUUACUGUCAGAUAUAUGUGUCAGACGGAUUACUCUAACCAAAUAUGAAAUUGUUGAAUCUGCUAAAAAUAUCUGAACCAGAUACAGCUUUUGCAUGCUACACUCUUAAUGUGGUGAUGACUUGAUGCCUAGAUGGGACUUUACUUUUGUUAAUGUUAAAUUGAUUUAGCAAACAUAUUUUCUGUUUCUACUUAGACUCAAACCUAUGACCAUAGGCAUACUACACUAUUGGGUGCUUAUUGUUCUUAUGAUUAUUCACAAUUCAAGUCCCAUUAUUGAAAAUACCUUUUACUCAGGAAUAAUAAUUAGAAUUUUUUGAAUAUUCAUAUCAAUUAUAUUAUUUAUAUUGGUAAAGUAUUGUUUUGCGCUUAAAUAAUUAUUGUAUAUAACUUCACUUUUCAAAACUCUAGUAAGCAUUUUUGCGAAACCAUUCUCUCCAUGAUUUCAUUGUUUAGAUGUUGUCAAAGGAAACAUCGUGAAGUAUUUAUAUAUUUAACCAGGUUUUCCGAAGGAAAAAACUGGUUAUUAGAUAGGCGAAUGUCGGCGGGUGGGCUGGCAGGCAGGCGGAACAAGCUUGUCCGGGCCAUAACUUUGUCGUUCAUUGUCAGAUUAAAAAAUCCUUUGGCACAUUUGUUCACCAUCAUUAGACAGUGUGUCGCGCGAAAGAAUUACGCCGAUAUCUCCAUGGUCAAUGUCACACCUUGAGUUCAAAGGUAAAAAAUGGCCAUAAAUGAGCUUGUCCGGGCCAUAACUAUGUCAUUCAUUGUGAGAUUUUAAAAUCAUUUGGCAUAUUUGUUUACCAUCAUGGGAAGGUGUGUCGCAUGAAAGAAUUGCGUCAGUAUCUCCAAGGUCAAGGUCACCACGACUAAAAAUAUAUUUAUUUUGAAACAAAGGGGGUUAAUUUUAAACAAUCAGUUCAGUUUGGGUUGUCUCCCUUUAUCAGACUUUUUUUCAAAUUGAAAACCUGGUUUUGUGACAAUUUUGUCCCUUGUUUAUUUUUAGUUCACUUGAGCACACAAUUAUGUGUAUCCAAACAGUAGGUAAGAGAUCACAUUAUAGAAAAAUCUUGUUAUAACUCUAGGGGCCACAUUUAUGACUCAAACUUGUUAUCACUGAAGCAUUCACAUUUAUGACUCAAUUUUGAUGAAACUUGGUCAGAAUGAUUAUAUUAACAAUAUCAAGGCUGAGUUCGAACUUAGUUUCAAAACUUGUUCCCAAUCAUAGAAAAACCUUGUAAACACUAAAGAGGCCACAUUAAUGACUCAAUCUGGAUCAAACAUGGACACAGUGUUUAACUUGAAAAUAUCUAUGCCAUGUUUGAUUAUGUGUCACAUAUGUCCAAAUACGAUGUAAUACGAUCAAUGCUCAUUAAAACCUUGUUACUAAGCUAGAAACCACAUUGUUUGGCUCAAUCUUGAUGAAACUUGGUCAGAAUGUGUCUCUUGACAAUAUCUAAGCUGAUAAAGAAUCUUGGUCACAUGCAUCCAAAGACUAGGGCACAAGAUCAAAUCUUAGGAAACCUUGUCAUAACUGUAGAUGCUACAUUAACAAUUCAAUCUUAAAAAAAACUUUGUCAGAAUGUUUAUCUUGAAUAUAUCUUGGCUGGGUCUGAAUCUAGAUCAUGUGCAUCAACAAUUAGGUACACAUGUCAAAUCUUAGAUCAUUUUUGUCACCUCUAUAGAGGCCUCAUUUAUUUUUAUCUUGAUGAAACUUGGUUAGCAGGUUGAAGUCUGAUCAAGUCUGAAUCUGGGUAACCUGUGUCUAAAACAAGGUCACCACGACCAGGUCAAGUUUCAACAAUUUGAUUUCUUAUAACUUAGAUGAGGGCUUUAGGGCUAUCAUGGCCUUCUUAUUUACUUUUAUAUAAUUUUAAAUCAGAUUUUAAAAUGGUCUUUUAUGAUCAAAAUCUCUUUUUAUUCUGGUCAAUUGCCAAUUACAUUUUUAUGUAGUAAGGUAUAAAACACUGGUGAGCCAUUAUCAGCUGUAAUGAUUGCUUUUAACAAUCCUAGUUCUUUUGUCAUGUGCAUUACUGUUUGCUUAUAUUAGAUAAUCUUUUCAAUAAGUUUUUUCACUUAUGAUAUUUAUGUUAAUGAUGUUAUUGAUUUAUUCUGCAAAUGUGCUGGUCACAUGUUUAUGCUGGGAUGCUUAUAGUGGUUGAUCUGUUUGUCCUUCUUUCUGUCCAUAUGAGGUUAACCGAAAUUGACCUUUACCUACUUUUAGGCUAAUUGAGAAGGUGCAAAUUAUUGUUUAACCCAAGAUAACGUGUUUGUCUAACAUCAAUAUGCUUCCUGCCAAGCUUUCAGACUUGCACCAACGAUGACCCUGAAUACUAUCAACACACCAACAUGACCUCACUUCAUCUAAACUUUACAAUAACCUGCUUUUGGACUUGACUUGAGAUUGUCGGAACUCUUGGUAACCCGAACAUAACUGAAUUUGCCAUAAUAUAAAAUAACACUGCUAAAAAUAUUUGUUACUUGCAGGAUGUUCUUUAUGAAAAUUUUCAGGAAAUCUACAUCACCCGACCACAUUUUUAACUAUGAUCUACAUUUGGACUAAAAAUAAUUCUUAAUGAUCAAAUUCUUGGAUAACCCCAAAUCACGUGUUUCAUAUAACAUUAAUUAUGUUUCCUACAAAACGUUCUUACAUGCAUGGAUGAUGUCUAUGAACUCUUUUAAAACACCCAUAUUACCUGACCUCAUUUUCACAUUGACAAUGACCUAUUUUUAGCUCGGCUGUUUUCGUAGAAAACCCGAGGUAUUGUCAUAGCCAGCUCGUCGUGUCCGCCGUCCGUAUCAAGGUUUGUUAAGGUUUUGAACAUUUGCUCUAAAAUCAACGUGCUUCAACCUACAACUUUGAAACUUCAUAUGUAGAUGCACAUUGAUGAGUUCUACACGCCACACCCAUUUUGGGGUCACUAGGUCAAAGGUCAAGGUCACUGUGACCUCUUAAAAAAAAAAUUGUGUCAAGCUUUCAUUUAUUCAAAACUGCACCCGCAGCCGAGCCGAGCAUGGCACCCGUUAUGCGGUGCUCUUGUUGGACUUAGAGACUUAAUCAGACAGUCCAUAUUCUUCCUUACCAAAAUGAUGCAUUUCUUCUGACACCAAAACUGUUUGCUACAAAGCUGUGAUUCUUGUAUAGAUGUUAUAUGAUUAUAUUGACAAGGUCUCCACUUGGGGCAUAUGUGUUUGUUGUUGUAAUUUUUAUCAUGAUUUUUAACAAUUUGCAAAUUUGAGUGCAUGUUAAAAAAAAUAAUAAUAAAUAUUAAAAAAAAUC
Dreissena polymorpha is the source of this 5211-nucleotide messenger RNA. RefSeq names its product flap endonuclease GEN homolog 1-like. Lineage: Eukaryota; Metazoa; Mollusca; Bivalvia; Myida; Dreissenidae. Bases 178 to 1665 code for a protein of 495 amino acids. The transcript is spliced from 12 exons. Gene Ontology annotation, molecular function: 5'-flap endonuclease activity; four-way junction DNA binding. The record is from RefSeq and is a predicted model, not a curated record.